This is a messenger RNA of Phaethon lepturus (White-tailed tropicbird), 1001 nucleotides long. It is a transcript of the gene PIGK, whose product is annotated as phosphatidylinositol glycan anchor biosynthesis, class K. Gene Ontology annotation, cellular component: GPI-anchor transamidase complex. The transcript has 10 exons. Gene Ontology annotation, molecular function: GPI-anchor transamidase activity. The record is from RefSeq and is a predicted model, not a curated record. Gene Ontology annotation, biological process: attachment of GPI anchor to protein; proteolysis; protein localization to cell surface. The annotation marks the transcript as partial. Lineage: Eukaryota; Metazoa; Chordata; Aves; Phaethontiformes; Phaethontidae.
AUGGUUUGCUUUACAUGUAUUUUAACAAAUGCUUUUUCUGUUACUGUGUUUUGUGUGAGACUGCGGGCAUCAGCCCAGCACCUUCAGGAUCAGGCAGAACAGUUCUUUAGAAGUGGUCAUACAAAUAACUGGGCAGUUUUGGUGUGUACAUCUCGAUUCUGGUUUAAUUAUCGUCAUGUGGCAAAUACUCUUUCAGAAAAUUCCAUUAAAACAGAUAAUCAUACAGUGGUGUAUCAGAUCACAGAAUUAUUGAGUCACAUUGUCCUGAUGUUAGCAGAUGAUAUGGCAUGUAAUCCCAGAAAUCCCAGACCAGCUACCGUGUUUAGUCAUAAAAACAUGGAACUAAAUGUCUAUGGAGAUGAUGUGGAAGUGGAUUACAGAAGCUAUGAGGUUACUGUUGAAAAUUUCUUGCGUGUAUUAACAGGAAGAAUCCCACCAAGCACACCACGAUCUAAACGUCUGCUUUCUGAUGACAGAAGCAAUAUUCUAAUAUAUAUGACAGGCCAUGGUGGGAAUGGUUUCCUAAAGUUUCAAGAUUCUGAAGAAAUCACAAACGUGGAACUUGCUGAUGCCUUUGAACAAAUGUGGCAGAAAAGAAGAUACAAUGAAUUGUUGUUUAUUAUUGAUACUUGUCAAGGAGCAUCAAUGUAUGAACGAUUUUAUUCACCUAAUAUAAUGGCCUUGGCUAGCAGCCAAGUUGGAGAAGAUUCUUUAUCACAUCAACCUGAUCUUGGGAUUGGUGUUCAUCUUAUGGACAGAUACACAUUCUAUGUGCUAGAGUUCUUGGAAGAAAUUCAUCCAGCCAGUCAGACAAAUAUGAAUGACCUGUUUCAGGUCUGUCCAAAAAGUUUGUGCGUUUCCACGCCCGGGCACCGAACUGAUCUCUUCCAGCGAGACCCACAAAAUGUUCUGAUAACAGACUUCUUUGGCAGUGUGAGAAAGGUGGAAAUUACGACAGAGACAAUUUCUCUGGACAGUGUCUUAGCUGGUUUUGAAAGCAA